Perca flavescens (yellow perch) is the source of this 1476-nucleotide messenger RNA. Its product is annotated as protein-serine O-palmitoleoyltransferase porcupine. The record is from RefSeq and is a predicted model, not a curated record. NCBI's taxonomy places the organism in Eukaryota, Metazoa, Chordata, Actinopteri, Perciformes, Percidae. Gene Ontology annotation, molecular function: palmitoleoyltransferase activity; Wnt-protein binding. Gene Ontology annotation, biological process: protein palmitoylation; lipid modification; Wnt protein secretion. The transcript has 12 exons. Bases 175 to 1347 code for a protein of 390 amino acids. Gene Ontology annotation, cellular component: endoplasmic reticulum; membrane.
CUGUCCCAGCGGCUGCAGGUGUGGCAGCAGCUGGCAGCCAGCUGUGGGCUGAGCACGGUGCAGCAGGGCGUCCAGCAGCUGUGGAGGCUGCUGCUGCUCUGCCUCGUCUGCAGACUCUGCUUCAGACUGGGAGGCGUGUCCACUGUGAAGCAUGUGGUGUCCGUGCUGGCCGGGAUGUGCGCCCUCUUCCUGUUCUUUGAGCAGCACAUGCUGUGGGUGCUGCUGCUCAGCGCGCUGUGUUACCUGGCUCUGCUCCUCAGCCCACGCUCCGGCAGCAGGGGCCUCUUCCUCUCGGCUCUCAUCCUCGCCUACCUGCUCGUUGGAGAGUUGCAUUUAAUUGACAUGGUGACCUGGCAUAAAAUAAGAGGCUCUCAGAUGGUGGUGGCCAUGAAGGCCAUCUCUCUAGCCUUUGACCUGGACAGAGGCGCGGUGGGCAGCCUGCCCUCCCCAGCUGAGUUCCUGGGCUAUGUUCUCUUUGUGGGCACAGUUGUCUUCGGUCCUUGGAUCAGCUUCUCCACUUAUAAGAACGCCGUUGAGGGCAAAAAACUGAGCUGGUCGUGGCUGCGCGGCUCCUCCCUCAGCCUCCUGAAGAGCCAGAUCUGUCUGGUGGUCUCCACCUGCGUGGCCCCGUACCUCUUCCCUUUGGUAAUCCCCAUCCACGGAAACGCAGUGCCACAGAAGUGGCUGCAUGCGUAUGAGAAUGCGGUGUCCUUCCACUUCAGUAACUACUUUGUGGGUCACCUGAGCGAAGGCACCAGCAUGCUGGCUGGAGCCGGCUUCACGGAAGAAAAGGAAAACAUCAGAUGGGAUAUGAGUGUGGUGAAGCCUCUCAGUGUGGAAAUGCCUCGCUCCAUGGUGCUGGUGGUGACGUCCUGGAACGUCCCCAUGUCCCGAUGGCUGAAAACCUAUGCCUUUAAAAACGCCAUGAAACUGGGGACUUUUCCAGCCAUCCUGGUGACGUACACAGCCAGCGCCCUACUUCAUGGUCUGAGCUUUCACCUGGGAGCUGUUCUGCUGUCUUUGGGCUUCAUCACAUAUGUUGAACAUGUUCUGAGAAAGAAGCUGGCCUGUGUGUUGAGUGCGUGUGUCCUGUCCAGGCCCUGCCCCUCUGACUGCAGCCACCAGCACAAGAAGGAGUAUUGGGUGAUGUUGCUGAACCUGGUUUUCAGCCUCCUGGCCAUCUUCCACCUCACCUACCUGGGCUCCAUGUUUGAUCCCGGACUGGAUGAACAGGAAGUGGAAGAGGGUUACACCGCCAUCCACACCAUCCGGAGGUGGUCCGAGCUGAACUGGGCCGGCCACUGGGUGGUGUUGGCCUGCUGGCUCUUCUACCGCCUGAUUCAGUGACGUUGGAGGGGGGGGAGGCUGGCAGACACCACAGGCUUCCCAACGCCAUGUCAGGAUGUUAUUGGAUGGGGUACCAAGGACCAGGACGUGCUCCAGCUGGAGGACUGCGUCUGUGCUGGGGUGGGGGUG